AUGGACACCUUGGCUUUAGAGGCCACACAGCCCAAAAAGGCUCAGAACGGAGCCGUGUCACUCCUGCCCGGACCCCCCACCCCUGCCAAACGCAAACCUGCUAAAAAGACUAAGAAAGCUGUGGUCUUUUUCGAGGUGGAGAUUCUGGACGCCAAGACGAAGGACAAGCUCUGCUUCCUGGACAAGGUCGAGCCCAAUGCCACCAUCGGGGAAAUCAAGUCCAUGUUCCACAAGAGUCACCCUCAGUGGUAUCCGGCCCGGCAAUCCAUUCGUUUGGAUCCCAAGGGGAAAUCACUGAAGGACGAGGACGUGCUGCAGCAUCUGCCUGUGGGAACCACAGCCACCUUCUACUUCAGAGACCUGGGGGCCCAGAUCAGCUGGGUCACGGUGUUUCUGACCGAGUACGCCGGCCCGCUGCUCAUCUAUCUCAUGUUUUACUUCCGAGUCCCAUUUAUUUAUGCACCUAAAUACGACUUCACCACCAGCAAACACUGGGUCGUACAUUUGGCGUGCAUGUGUCACUCCUUCCACUACGUGAAGAGACUCCUGGAAACACUGUUUGUCCAUCGCUUCUCACACGGGACUAUGCCUCUCCGCAACAUCUUCAAGAACUGCACGUAUUACUGGGGAUUUGCAGCUUGGAUGGCGUAUUACAUCAACCACCCGCUCUACACACCACCCACCUACGGAGAGCAGCAGAUCCGACUGGCCCUGACCGUGUUCCUGUUCUGUCAGAUCGGAAACUUCUCCAUCCACAUUGCUCUGAGAAAUCUCCGACCGCCCGGAUCUAAGACCAGGAAGAUCCCAUACCCGACGAAAAACCCCUUUACUUGGAUCUUCCUGCUGGUCUCCUGCCCCAACUACACGUAUGAGCUGGGCUCGUGGCUGGGCUUCACUCUGAUGACCCAGUGUCUGCCCGUGGCCUUCUUCACGCUGGUGGGCUUCAUUCAGAUGACCGUGUGGGCGAAAGGAAAGCACCGCAGCUACCUGAAGGAGUUUCGUGACUACCCCACGCUCCGCUCGCCCAUCCUGCCCUUCAUCCUGUAGGACAGAGUCACGCAGUGUUCCCCUCGUCUUU
This is a messenger RNA of Carassius auratus (goldfish), 1078 nucleotides long. Its product is annotated as very-long-chain enoyl-CoA reductase. The transcript has 11 exons. NCBI's taxonomy places the organism in Eukaryota, Metazoa, Chordata, Actinopteri, Cypriniformes, Cyprinidae. Gene Ontology annotation, biological process: very long-chain fatty acid biosynthetic process. Gene Ontology annotation, molecular function: oxidoreductase activity, acting on the CH-CH group of donors. The coding region runs from base 1 to 1047 and encodes 348 amino acids. The record is from RefSeq and is a predicted model, not a curated record.